Molecule: messenger RNA, 3342 nt
Organism: Erinaceus europaeus (western European hedgehog)
Lineage: Eukaryota; Metazoa; Chordata; Mammalia; Eulipotyphla; Erinaceidae
Gene: CTCFL
Product: CCCTC-binding factor like
Exons: 10
Coding region: 1-1962 (653 amino acids)
Source: RefSeq, a predicted model, not a curated record
AUGGCAGCCUCCAAGAAUCCAGUCCCUUCUGAGCAGUUCACCAAAAUCAAAGAACUGGAAUUGACACUGGAAACAGCUCCAGAGAAGCAGGACAAGGAAGAUGGGGUGUGUGGCGUCACAGAAUGUAGCAGCCUGGGAAAGCCAGACGCCCAGCACAUCCACAGAGCCCAGGGCCCUAUCCUAGUAGGGAAUCACGAGCUUGUCCCGAGCCCAGCAGAGGGGAGCGAGAAUGGCAUCCUCGCCUUACAGCCAGUGCAGCUCACUCCUGAGGAAGCCCAGCUGCAACGUGGAGGCCGGCCGGCACCUCAGUCCCAUGAAGGGGUGCAGGUGCUUGUGCACCAGGCCCAUAACUCCCUGCUGUGGGUGGAUGGGGAGCCCCAGCAGAGCUUGUACCCCUAUGUGACCAUCAGCCUCCAGGAAGAGGUUUACUCGGUGCAAGAGGUGGAGCUGAUGGAGUUCCAGGUUCUGGAUGAGAGCAGGGCUGAAACCAGUGAGAAUACAUUUGUGGUGAACCUGUCUGAAAACACCAGAUUGAUUAAGCUUAAGAAAGGUGAGGAGGAGACCCAGUAUCUGGUUGGAGGAGAAUUCGUUAGGACACCAGGGGAGCAGCUCUUUCUUGUGGAAGCCACCGCAGGCGAGGAAGGAAGCAAUGAAGUUGUUUUAACAAUUUCAAACUUGAGCGUGGAAGAGCCCGAAGAUAUAUCUGCAUCUGGUCAGUCACAGCCUGGGAAAGCGGACGCUACAAAAAGCCCACAGAAGACAGAGGGAGUGAAACGAACUUUCCAGUGUGAUGUCUGCACAUUCACCUCUUCCAGAAUUUCAAGUUUCAAUCGUCACAUGAAAACACAUAGUGGUGAGAAGCCAUAUGUGUGCCACCUGUGUCUGAAAGCUUUCCGUACUGUCACACUUCUGCGGAAUCACAUCAACACCCAUACAGGAACCAGACCAUAUAAAUGUGGCGACUGUGAUAUGGCCUUUGUCACCAGUGGAGAGCUUGUCCGCCAUAGGCGUUACAGACAUACUCAUGAGAAGCCCUUCAAGUGUUCCAUGUGCAAGUAUGCCAGUGUAGAAGCGAGCAAAUUGAAGCGCCACAUCCGCUCCCACACAGGUGAACGCCCCUUUCAGUGCUGUCUCUGCAGCUAUGCCAGCAAAGACACCUACAAGCUGAAACGCCACAUGAGAACACACUCAGGUGAGAAACCCUAUGAAUGUCACAUCUGUCAUGCACGCUUCACUCAGAGGGGCACCAUGAAAAUACACAUUGUACAGAAGCACAGCGAGAAUGUCCCCAAGUACCAGUGUCCACAUUGUGCCACUACCAUUGCCAGGAAGAGUGACCUGCGUGUGCAUCUACGCAACCAGCACACAUACAAGGCAGCAGAGAUGAAGUGUCGCUACUGUUCUGCUAGCUUCCAUGAACGCUAUUCCCUCGUUCAGCACCAGAAAACUCACAAAAAUGAGAAAAGGUUCAAGUGUGAGCACUGCGGCUAUGCCUGCAAGCAGGAACGCCAUAUGACAGUUCACAUACGUACCCACACUGGAGAGAAACCGUUUUCCUGCCUCACCUGUAAUAAAUGUUUCCGGCAGAAGCAACUUCUAAAUGUUCACUUCAGGAAAUACCAUGAUACAAGUUUCAUCCCAACUGUUUAUGAAUGCCCCACGUGUGGCAGAGGCUUUUCCCGCUGGAACAACAUGCAGAGACACUCCGAGAAGUGUGACGGGGAGGACAAAAAGCUGACUCACUCAGGAAAAAGAAUGAAAAAGAAAAAGCAAACCAAUCCGCAAGAAGCAGAAAUGGAAAAAGAUGCAACUGCUACUGCUACUGUGGAUGCCACCGCAGGGAGGGGAGAGCAGUUCCCAGGGGAGACGGGGCUCGUCCACUUCCAGGAAGCCCCAGCCGGAGACCAGGACCUGGAAGAAAACAUGACCUGCGAGAUGAUCCUUGACAUGAUGGAUAAGUGAUGCCAGGCUCCCUGCUCCAGCACUUCACUCUGCAGCAGUCCAUCGGGUCUAGUUUCACCUCUUCUUUGAGGCAGUUGAGUUCAUGACCAUGGUCACACACUCCAGAGUUUAUGAGUUGUUCGCUUACUUUUAACCAGACAUUUCACAAAGCAUUGCAGGUGUUGUUUAAAAGGUGUUGUUCUAAUUCUUGAAUUGGAGGGAAAGAGCUCAAAUCUAUGAAUUGUAUUCACUUGAUACUGGCCAGGGGGGACCACAUGAAUGAGUGAUGAUUUUUAUUUUUGGGGUAGAAGCCACUUUAGCAGCAGUGUAGCCAAUAUAGUGUUUCAGCAAACAGUCAAGGCUGGAAAGCUUUGAAUUGCUUGUCUCCCCAGAUAUUUUUUAAUAUUAGGACUUUUAAAUAGCAAAGAUUAUUUUUGUAUCCUCUUUUAUACAAAUGAAUUUUCCAUAAAAUUUAAAGCUACCAGAAUGUUUUUAAUUAGUUCCGAAUACAAGGAUAAAAGGUCUUAGGCUUAUGAAAAUAACUGCUUAAAAAAUCACUAGGUGAGGCUAGAAAAAUAAUGCCGACUCUGUUUGACUUUGGCAGAUGAGCAGGGUUUGCUUUUAGCCUUUCGUAUCCCUUCUCCAUUAUGCUCCCCUGCUUCUAUCCCCUGACUGCUAAUGUAUAUUACUUUGUCCAUCGCCCUUUUGCUUUGCCAAAACUACUUUUAUAUUUUUAAUAAUUUGUAGAGUAAGAAGAAACACAACAUCUGAUGAUGAAAUGUACAUAUAAGGAACUGAUCUUUUUUUUCUUUCUUAUAGCCCUGCCUAUAAUUAGUAACUAUUUCUUUUCCUAGUUGGUGAGAUUUUUUGCCAUCUUUGAGCAGUCUGUGAAAAACCUUGGUAGUCCUUAAAAUUGACUAGUGCCUCUCUUUACAAGGAGUCGUUUUCCCUCUUUUUCCGAGAACAACUGCUUUUGCUGUCAGUUUUUCUCCCCAUAUUUAAAAAUUGUUUACAGGUCCUAAAUAUACAUUGACAAUAACAUUUUUUUAAGAUACCUAAACUGUACUUCCCAGUGAUUUGAUGUACAUUUACAUUGUGAAAGGAUUCCUUCCUGUCCAGUUAACUAGAUUCAAAUUCUUCAAGUGCUAGUCUGCUGUUAAAAAAAUAUUCCAAGUCCAGACUCCCCAUAGUAGGUGAAUAUGAGAAAUUAACUUCCCAGCAGGAAGGGCACUCUAGUCCUCUCAGGCCAGCAAAUUCAUUGAAUUCACGUAAGUCUUAGGUUCUAUGGCCUGUUGUAUGCUGUCAUUGUGACUAUUUGAGUUCUUAUAAUAGUUUCUUAAUCUUUGCCUUGUUUAAAGAUCUUUUGCAUAUCUCAAUAAAAUGAAAUGAUUUCAAUUGAUA